GGACGGAGCCCCCAUCCAUUAGCAAUUAGCUUUAGCCACACGUAGCCAUGCCCCUCUAGCACUGCCGUAUCCCACAGAUCAACAUGGAAUAAAGCACCGAAACACAUUCGGACCAUGGAGGCUGCUCGUUUCAUCCACUGCUACCGUAAACGGAAUAGUUUGACCCGGAGAGCCCUUUGUGCUUGCUGCUGAUGCCAGCUGCGGCCUGUAGCUCCACACUGUCCUCGCUCCCCUCACUCUCCUCACUGUCAGGAUGAGUGGAGCUGGAGAGCACACAGACAUCCUGUCAGUGUCAGAUGUGGUCCGGGACCGAUGGAAAGUGAUAAGGAAGAUCGGUGGCGGGGGGUUUGGGGAGAUCUACGAGGUGCUGGACCAGCUGAGCCAGGCCACCGUGGCCCUGAAGGUGGAGUCAGCCCAACAGCCCAAACAGGUGCUCAAGAUGGAGGUGGCCGUUCUCAAGAAACUCCAGGGUAAGGACCAUGUGUGCCGCUUUGUGGGCUGUGGACGAAAUGACCGCUUUAACUAUGUGGUGAUGGAGCUGCAGGGGAGGAACCUGGCAGACCUGCGCAGGACCAUGGCCCGCGGCACCUUCUCAGUCUCCACCACCCUGCGCCUGGGCAAGCAGAUCCUGGAGGCCAUAGAGAGCAUCCACUCUGUGGGCUUCCUGCAUCGCGACAUUAAGCCGUCUAAUUUUGCCAUGGGGAGGCUGGCUACUACGUGCCGCUGCUGCUACAUGCUGGAUUUCGGUUUGGCUCGACAGUUCACCAACUCCAGCCAGGAAGUGCGGCCGCCUCGUCCGGUGGCAGGCUUCAGAGGAACAGUGCGCUACGCCUCCAUCAAUGCUCACAAAAACAAAGAAAUGGGUCGCCAUGACGACCUGUGGUCCCUGUUCUACAUGCUGGUGGAGUUCAUGGUGGGCCAGCUCCCCUGGAGGAAAAUCAAAGACAAGGAACAAGUGGGGAACCUGAAGGAGACCUACGACCACAGACUCAUGCUCAAACACCUGCCCUCAGAGUUCAGCAUGUUCCUGGACCACAUCUCCACUCUGGACUACUUCACCAAACCCGACUACCAGCUCCUCACCUCCGUGUUUGACAAAGCCAUGAAGAGCCACAGCGUCCUAGAAAAUGAUCCAUAUGACUGGGAGAAGUGUGACGCAGAGGACAUGCUCAACAUCACCGCAGCCGCCACCACCCAGCAGCUCACCAGACUCACCCCUGCGUACUUGGGAAUGGCCAAUGCUUCGGUGCUGCCGGGAGAGCUGCAGCGAGAGAAUACAGAGGACGUGCUGCAGGGAGAGAGGCUGAGCGAUGCAGAUAACUGCCCCCCUAUCCCCACACCCACCACAGCGCCCCCCGCUGGAGACACAUGGGACCACACUGAAUGCAACCGCAACCACAAACAAACAACACAGCCUGUCAUCAGGAAGGUGGUGAGUGAGGAUGAGCACAGUCAGAACCUGGGGAACCAGUCUCCAAACACGGGCUCCAUGCAGAGCUCCCCGCGCAGGGUCCGCUCUGAGACUAUGUUCCUGGAGCGUGCGGCUCCCCUGCUGCGCCGUAUCAGGCACAGUCAGAGCCUGGCCUUUGAGAAGAGACUGGCCCCGGAGCCCAAGCCCACCAUAGAACGCUUUCUUGAGGCAUACCUGGGUAAGCAAAGGCCCGUCCUGUUCCACAUGGGAGAUAAGUCCAUCCCCAUAAGGGCAGCUCAACCUGGGGUAGAGGAGCAUUCUGCCACUGCAGAUCCAGAGGAGGGUGCGGCUAGCAGCGGCUUUGUGGCCCUCAACCUCAGCCCUGUACCACAAGAGGGAGACAGUCAGGAGUGGGUCAUGUUAGAGCUUGAGCAGGGCUCUACAGCCAAACCCUCAGGAGAGGGGGCGAAGGAGGAUAAACUAGCAGGUGGCACUGCUGCAGAGACAGGGGCUCCAGAGGGACAGGCCAUUGUCCCCUCCAGUCCUGUCCUGUCCCCUGUGUCUGUCCCUGGCACAUGGCUCCUGGGACACCGCAGGCUGCCUGGCAUGUUGGGACACAUGCCCUCAGUCAUCAUGGGCCGCAGCCAGGAGCAGUCGUCCAGUGGUGUGUCCCAGUCUCCAGUACAGGACCGGAGCGACACCAUACCCCUGGAGGCUCCUCUGGCUAAAUCAGAAGAGGAAGAACCAGCUAAAGAGCAACCAAAGAGGCAGGAGCUGACCCCGACCAAGACCUUCACUAAGACACCCACGGCCCACCUGACCACAGAGCGAGACCCCGAGCGCGACCCUGAGAGUGACUCGGGCCUGCCUGACCGCUCGUCUGAGCCCCACCAGCAGCCCCUCCCCGAGACCACAGGGGGCGCACUGGAGAGCACGGUCACUGUGUCGUCCUCCCCUCCCCCUGCUCUGCUCAGAAGAAGAGACUCUCCCACCUCUCCUAGACUGAGCCGUAUCCCAGUGCGAGACCCCAGCACCCCUCUGGACUCCCCGAGUAAGGAGCUAGCCCACGAGAGGCACAAGCGCUGGAGCAGCCCCCUGCACGGCUCCCCCACACACUCCCCCUCCCCCUCUCUGUCCUGUGACAACCUGCCCUCCGCCCUGCCCCGGGACCGACUGUCCUCUGAGAGGGAGGAGCCUCUGUCCCUGAGCUCCAGCUCAGGCAGCAGGAGUAAGAUCCCCCGGCCUGUCAGUGCCUCCUUUGUGUCGGAGCAGCUCAACACCAAGUUCAUGCCCAGACCCCCCCCAGGCCGGCCCCCAGUGAGGGCAGGGGCGGACAGUGACUUCAGAAGGCGUCGUCUCCGGAUCCGAGCGUCUAGCACCAGUGAUGCCGAUUUCCUGUCCAGUCUGACCGCUCUAGUACAGGACAAGGCAGGGCUGCUCCUGAGCUCACCCUCCCGACCGCGGAGCUCCUCCUCCCGCCUGCAGCGCUCCCUCAGCUCCUCUCCUCCACCCCCCCCCACCGCACGCACCUACCCAGGCUCUCCACCUCCACAUGCCAAGGACAGAGGCUCCACGCUGGGGACACAGUGGGGCCCCAGCUCCCCUGGCAGAAGCCCGGGCCUGGAGGUGAAGGCCAAAGCAGGCCGGUGAUGGCUAAAGCAGGCCGGUGAUAAGGUGGAUGGCAUGUGUGCAGAGCAGUAUUAGCAAGGGAAUGUACUGUAUCUAAUGUAAAAUGUACCAUAAACUCUAUUUAUUUAUUUGGUGUUGGCUGUGUCUCUAAGCCCUCCCCUCUAGCUGCAUUCAUGUGCUGUUGGAAACCUCAACAUUGUUCCUCACUUACCUUACCUAUUCCUCACUUGGCAUCCUAAUUAUUCAUCAUGAUGACUUUUAAAGUGCUUUUCACGACUUUUAAAGGCCAGGGUAGGGUUUUGCUGUGACGGUAAAGCUAACAAUAGCCUGCUAACGAAGCACUUCCUGAAUUCGGACUAUAAAAAACUAUAAUUAGAUGCAGACAGCAUGUAGCAGACUCAUUUUGACUUCAAGAGCUGCUUAUACAAUAUAUCUGCACAAGUGCUUCAUUUGUAAAUGAGACGCUGCCAGAACAAAAAUCUGCUUUUGGGCCAGUGUCCAUACAAGGUCAUGGUCAAAACCAGAAUGCACAGAAUAGGGAUUAUAAGCACUCAGAAAGGUCAAAAUACAAUGCAACUGACCAUCUUACUCAAUUCUAAACAAUAUCAUUUCAGUUAUUACAUUUCAUUUGUCAGAGCACAUUUUAUACAUGUGUCACACCGGGAUGUUCAUUCUUUCUGACAGCAGCAAUUGCCACUGUGACCACCGCGUCCAGAUGCCCUCCCAGGUGCUUCCUCCUCUUCCCUGG
Messenger RNA from Periophthalmus magnuspinnatus, 3788 nucleotides. RefSeq names its product tau tubulin kinase 2b (gene ttbk2b). The record is from RefSeq and is a predicted model, not a curated record. Lineage: Eukaryota; Metazoa; Chordata; Actinopteri; Gobiiformes; Gobiidae. Bases 254 to 3061 code for a protein of 935 amino acids. Gene Ontology annotation, biological process: cilium assembly; signal transduction; peptidyl-serine phosphorylation. Gene Ontology annotation, cellular component: cytoplasm; ciliary basal body; nucleus. Gene Ontology annotation, molecular function: ATP binding; protein serine/threonine kinase activity. The transcript has 16 exons.